Gastrolobium bilobum is the source of this 1045-nucleotide messenger RNA. Its product is annotated as protein POOR HOMOLOGOUS SYNAPSIS 1. Bases 1 to 906 code for a protein of 301 amino acids. The record is from RefSeq and is a predicted model, not a curated record. Lineage: Eukaryota; Viridiplantae; Streptophyta; Magnoliopsida; Fabales; Fabaceae. The transcript has 8 exons.
AUGGCGGGCUUUUUGGCCAUGAUCUCAAGCAACGCAAACAACAACUCGAACGCCAUUGAUCACUCAAUCAGAGACCAAUGGGAGAUUUGCUUCGCUCGCUUCGUACCUUAUCCCAUCACUUCAACUUCAACUUCCUCAGAUCUUCUUCCUCUCCCUCCUCGCCUCCGCAACCGCUCUCCUCGCGGCAACUGGAUCUCUUCCUCCUCCGUCGCUUUCCUCCGCCUCUUCUCCGAUCUCUCCAUAUCUGACGUCAUCCUCACCGUCUCCUUCAACGCCAAACUCCUCGAAGAGCACUACGUUUCCAAGCUGCAUUUUUCUUGGCCUCAGGUGUCAUGCGUCUCUGGAUUUCCUGCCAGGGGAACUAGAACUGUGAUAGUGAGCUAUAGAGAUUCCGUCGGAGAGAUUCAAAAGUUUGCUAUGCGGUUUCCAUCAAUCUAUGAAGCACAGUCAUUUAUCAAUGCUUUGAAGGAGAUCCUGAAAGAUGAGAAGAGCCCAGAACCUUUAAAUACUGACUUUGGUUCUGAAAUUUCAGCACAGUCGGAGUUCAUGUCAUCAAACAAGCACUCCCAUAGAGCUUGUGAGGAGCUGAACUUUUUGACUCCGGUUGACUCUUACAUUCCACAAAUGCCACAAUGUAUGAAUAAUGAAGGAGAGCAACCUUCAGGAACCCAAGAAAAGGAAACAAUUCCCGGUAACAACGUUGAAGGCAUCCUCCCAGCCUUGCCACCUAGUUUUGCCUCACUACUAAUGGAUUGCUCUGAGAUCAGCCAUGCUCAAGCAACUGUUUCCGAGGAAGUAGAUCUCAAGUCCCAAAUUGUGAGGUACAUGGAAGAUUCUUCGUUCCAAGAUAUGUUGAUUAAGGUGGAGAAAGUUAUCAGCGAAAUAGGUGGUGAUAUGUCCAUCUAGUUGUCCAGGGCAUUGAAAAUGACCCACCGAGCAGCUUAGCGUCUCUUCCUGCUUACUGAACCACGGUCAACUUCACCACAUUCAGCCGAAAAAAUGUAGAGUGGCUUUCUUUUUCUGCACAGUGCAGCUAAGUUGCUGA